UCAAUGGAAAGACCAACUAUCGAAUAACUAUUUAAAAUCAUAUUUGAAAUCAACAAAGAAGAUAAUUUUAUAUUCUGUAAAGCCUGUUAAUUAAGAUUUCCCAUAGCAGAACCAGAAUAAGCAACAAUAUAUAUACAUCAUUUCUCUAAAGAACAUGUUUAUAACCUCUCAAUUAUUGCUUCUAAAGAAAUUAUGAAGAAUAAAGAAUCUGCAAAAAAAAAAGAUAAUCAAAUUUCAUCAGCUAUUCCCCUCUUUGAUUUAGAAAAAGCACUCCAAAUUUAAUAAUAAUAAACUAAAAAUGGUAAUCUUUAUAUCUAUAUUUUAGUUCUUCAUUAAUAUUUCAAAGAAUGCAUCAAUAAAUUACCAAACAUCUGUGAAUCACUUGAACUCAAUAACUUAGAAAAUUAUAUGAGUACUCUUAAAAGAUUAUAUCUACAUUUGCUUAAUCACAAUACUUCUAUACUUACUCUUGAGCUUUGUUUUUCAUUUAUUGAUAUUUACAAAACUGAUAAAGAUCUUAAAUUAAUUAGAAAAAUUGUUAAAGCCUUUAAUUUCCCAUUAAAUAAUGAUUACAUACUUAUCCUUAAUCCUCAAAAAUAAAACAAUCCUAAUCAAUCUCUAGAUUUAUAUGUUGAAUUUUAUUAAGUCUUCAUUAAUGAUUUAAUGGAUUAAGGUUUAAACAAAGAAUGCUUAAUUUAUCAUCUUGCUAAAAUUGGAACACCUUUAAGCAAAAUUAUUGAUUUAAAACUUUAUGAAAUCAAAAAUAAAAUUAAUGAUCUCAUCAAUAAAAACAUUAUUGAUGAUUAAAACAUUAUCUUUUUGACCAUUCUUGAAAAAUUAGAACGUAAUGAAACUCUCAAUAGUCAUUCUUAUGUUUUUACUAAAUGGAAUACAGAAGAUUAAUUGAGAAAAUGUAUCAGGAAAAUCAGAUAUAGUCUUAGAGAUCAAACUAAAGAUGAAAGAUAUAAAAGAUUUUUAACCAUUGCUUCUCUUUAAUAAAUUUAAAAUUGGCAUAAAAUUCUAAUUUAAAAUGAAAAAAAUACAACUAAGGAUAUGAUUUAAACAUUAGAAACUAUUCAUGAAAAUAACAAUUAGUCAAGAAAAAAAAAGAAAUAUUUAAAUGAAUAACUUAAUAUUCCUAAUAAAACUCAAUAGGAUUGGGAUUAAUUUUAAAAAUAGACUUAAUAAACACCAGAAAAUAAUUAAUUCAAUACCAAUAUUAUUGAUUUAAAAUCUGUGGAACAAUAAGAUGAUAAAUUGGAUAAUUAAAAAUAAAAAGGUUUAUUAAAAAAGACCUCUAAAAGAUGA
This is a messenger RNA of Paramecium sonneborni, 1308 nucleotides long. The record is from the annotation of a GenBank genome assembly. Lineage: Eukaryota; Ciliophora; Oligohymenophorea; Peniculida; Parameciidae.